Messenger RNA from Sturnus vulgaris (Common starling), 1668 nucleotides. RefSeq names its product NOP56 ribonucleoprotein (gene NOP56). Gene Ontology annotation, cellular component: box C/D methylation guide snoRNP complex; small-subunit processome. Gene Ontology annotation, molecular function: snoRNA binding. Lineage: Eukaryota; Metazoa; Chordata; Aves; Passeriformes; Sturnidae. The record is from RefSeq and is a predicted model, not a curated record.
GGCGGCGGCGGGAGGACGAUGGUGCUGCUGCACGUGCUGUUCGAACAUGCGUCCGGGUACGCGGUGUUCGCCGUGCGAGAGGUGGAGGAGAUCGGCCUGCAGCUGCCGCAGGUGGAGGAGAGCGUCCUCACGCUCGGCAAGUUCCUCAACAUGGUGAAGCUCGUGGCGUUCUCGCCGUUCCGCUCGGCGCAGAGCGCGCUGGAGAACAUGAACGCCGUGUCCGAGGGAGUCCUGCACGAGGACCUGCGGCUGCUGCUGGACACGGCGCUGCCCCCCAAGAGGAAGAAGGUGGUGCUGGGGGUGGGCGAUGCCAAGAUGGGCGCGGCCGUGCUGGAGGAGCUGGGGGUGCAGUGCCAGACCGGGGGCGUCGUGGCCGAGCUCAUGCGCGGGAUCCGGCUGCACUUCCCGGCGCUGGUCCGGGGCCUCACGGCGCAGUCGGCGGCCAAGGCCCAGCUGGGGCUCGGCCACAGCUACUCCCGGGCCAAGGUGAAAUUCAACGUGCACCGGGUGGACAACAUGAUCAUCCAGUCCAUCAGCCUGCUGGACCAGCUGGACAAGGACAUCAACACCUUCUCCAUGCGUGUCCGGGAGUGGUACGGCUACCACUUCCCCGAGCUGAUCAAAAUCGUCCCCGAGAACGCCAUGUACUGCCGGGUGGCCAAAUUCAUCGGGAACCGCCGGGAGCUGAGCGAGGAGAGCCUGGAAGGGCUGGAGGAGAUCGUCAUGGACAGCGCCAAGGCCCAGGCCAUCCUGGAGGCCUCGCGCUCCUCCAUGGGGAUGGACAUCUCCCCCCUGGACCUCAUCAACAUCGAGAGCUUUUCCCGCCGCGUCAUCUCGCUGUCCGACUACCGCAAGGGGCUGCAGGAGUACCUGCGCUCCAAGAUGAGCCAGGUGGCCCCCAGCCUGUCAGCCCUCAUCGGGGAGGUGGUGGGUGCCCGCCUCAUCUCGCACGCUGGCAGCCUGACCAACCUGGCCAAGUACCCGGCGUCGACGGUGCAGAUCCUGGGUGCCGAGAAGGCGCUCUUCAGGGCGCUGAAGACGCGGGGGAACACCCCCAAGUACGGCCUCAUCUUCCACUCCACCUUCAUCGGGCGCGCGGCCGCCAAGAACAAGGGGCGGAUCUCGCGCUACCUGGCCAACAAAUGCACCAUUGCCUCACGCAUCGACUGCUUCUCAGAGGUCCCCACCAGUGUCUUUGGGGACAAGCUGCGGGAGCAGGUGGAGGAGCGCUUGGCCUUCUACGAGACCGGGGAGCCGCCCCGCAAGAACCUGGAGGUGAUGAAGGAGGCCGUGGUGGAGGCCAACGAGGUGGUGGCUGAGGUGAAGAGGAGGCAGGAGAAGAAGGAGAAGAAGAGGAAGAAGAGGGAGAAGCGGCGGCUGGAGGCCCUGGCAGCGGCUGCUGAGGAGCAGGAAGAAAACUCAGUGAUGGAGACAGAGGAGAAUGACGUGGGGGCCAAGAAGAAGAAGAAAAAGAAGAAGCAGCAGCAGCCAGAGGAGUCAGAAGCAGAGCCCGAGGAGAAUGGGGUGGAGGAAGAAGAGGAGGAGGAGGAGGAGCCAUUGCCCAAGAAGAAAAGGAAAGUCAUGGGGGUGGCCAGGCUGUCCCCACAAAGGGUCACCCUGUCACCAGCAGCCUGCCCGGGCCGAGGGACACGACACAGUCACGCCUGA